Messenger RNA from Lotus japonicus, 3562 nucleotides. RefSeq names its product BTB/POZ domain-containing protein FBL11. Gene Ontology annotation, cellular component: SCF ubiquitin ligase complex. The transcript has 19 exons. The coding region runs from base 148 to 3078 and encodes 976 amino acids. NCBI's taxonomy places the organism in Eukaryota, Viridiplantae, Streptophyta, Magnoliopsida, Fabales, Fabaceae. Gene Ontology annotation, biological process: SCF-dependent proteasomal ubiquitin-dependent protein catabolic process. Gene Ontology annotation, molecular function: protein binding. The record is from RefSeq and is a predicted model, not a curated record.
CACAAUUCCCCUAGAUCCAAACACAGUGUAAUUGAGCUUGGAGACUACACUCAAUUGAACCACGGUGGUCGCUAGCGACAGUUAUCAGCAUCACCGGGCGUUUCGCUCCACUUCAGAGCUACGUGCUCAGACUCCGGUGACUCGUCCAUGGAGGUCUCCGAUGACGAUGAUCACGUUUUCCUGGUUUGCACAAACCCCGAUGAUCCAAUCGAUGAAACCACCGAGACUCUCAACCAAGAGAUUCUCGUGUCAACUACAGAUCUCCUCGUUUGGGAUUCACCAGCGAUUCUCAGUUUCCAAACAAUCAAAGUUCAGGCACAUCGCAGUAGGCUCAUUGAACAAUCUCUGUAUUUCAGAGGCCUCCUCAGUGGGAGCUUCAGUGAAUCAUGCUUGGGCUCUAUCACGAUCAGUUGGAAUGUGCGUGUGUUUAUGCAAAUUCUUAAGCAUAUGUAUGGUGUCUCAUUGGAUAUUGCCAUGGAUAACAUCAUCCCUCUUUAUGAGGGUGCGCUUUAUUUUGGAGUGGAGACACUUCUGUUGAAGUGUGAGACUUGGCUUUCUGAGGUAUUCUCACCCAAAGGAUUUCAAUCAACACAAAUACAAAUAGAGGAUUUGAUCGAAACUUGGAAAUUUGGUUUGGAGCACGGAAGUGAAUUUAUCCUGAACUUGUGUGUGGGCUACCUAGCAAGAAAUUUUAUGUGGGCAAUGCAUAGCAACUCUUUUAGAAAAAUUCCAUAUGACCUGCUGUUAUCUUCAGUGAAGCACUCUCACUUGACUGUUGACAGUGAGAUGCAUCUCUCUGAUGCACUUCUUUUCUGGCUCGAAAGUAACAUGGAAAGUUUGGAUAGGCCAUGCGAAAAUGAAGGCAACUGCAGUGGAAUUUUAAAACAGAUUCGUGUGGGCCUUUUGCCUUUGUGGGUUGCUGCAGGAAAAAGAAACUCUUUUUAUUUUAGGCUGCUGGCUGAGGAAAGCCUUGAUUCAAUUUUCAGAAUUCUACCUAUGGGCUCACUUGAAAUUUUUGGCUACAGUGACUUGCAACAUCUCAGGAUUCGACUGACAGAAUAUUCGAAGAGGGUGAACCUUUCCAAUUGUCCACAAAUAACAUCUGAAAUACUCCUUUUGUCACUCAUCCCUUCAUCAUACUUAACGGAUCCCAUGGGAAAGAAGAUUAUUGAACAGUUCAUUGCUAAUUCUGGACAUCCUAUUAGAGAUCAAUAUGCAUUCCCACAGAAACUGUUAAACACCUUUACCUUUGAAGUAGUCCAGGAGCUGGAUAUCUCAAAGUGUCGAAGAUUGCUUAUUGAACAAGCUGUUGAUUACUUCAGCCAAUCCUUUCCUUCUUUAAGAAUAUUGAAAGCAACUUAUCUUUUGAGCAUCAGGACAACCAGUUUCCUUAAAUCACUGGAGAAGUGCCCUUUGAUCUGUGAAAUUGAUUUGACUGUUGAUACUACUCCAAUAAUACCAGCAUCAGUUACAGUUUUAUCCUCUAGUCAUGCUGUGGUACCACUGGUACCGGAGAAGACCUCAAGUCUUAAAUACCAAGCACUGGAAACCAUGUCUAUUCAUGAAUCUAGGCCUCCACUUUCUAAUGUUACAAAACUCACAUUGGAAGGAAGAACUGAUGUCAGUGAUUUGACUCUCCAGCAUAUCUCCAAAUUCUGUGUUUCAUUAUGUCACCUGAAUAUUAAAGGAUGCACUUCGGUCACUGAUAUUGGCAUAUCAGAUCUCAUACGUGGAUGUAAAAAACUUAAUUCAAUUGUGGUUUGUGAUACUUCAUUUGGGAUAAAUUCAGUUCAAGCUCUUUGCUCAACUAUUUCUGAUAGUGGUGACUUUCCCUCUCUUCAUUCUAGAGACGAGCAUUUGAAUUCUGUGGUGUCUAAUCUUCAAACACUGCAUAUGGGUGGCUGCAGAGAUAUUUCUGAGUCAUCUCUACAAGAACUUAUGUCUCAAACACAAGUUUUGAAGAGUUUGUGCCUGAGAGGGACUGACCUGGUUGACCAGGCUCUAUAUAAUUACCGAGGUUCUUCCUUGAAGAUGCUUGAUGUUUCAAAUACCAAGAUUUCUGGAGCUGCAUUAACAUAUGUUGUUCAUCGAAAUCCAAGUUUGAAAUGUCUGAAAGCAAGAGGUUGUAGAAAUUUGUUUCAAGGGAACAGUUUUAACGAAAAGAGAGGAUAUAUCUUUUCCUCUUUGCAUGAAGAACUGCAUGCUGAGUUAGGAAAUAUGUGUAGAUUGGAUGAAAUUGAAUUUGGUUGGGGUGUUUCUUCCUUCUCUCUUAGUGCUCUAGAACCUGCAUUGAUGUCAUUGAAGACCAUCAAUAUAGGUUUAGGUGGGAUGUUAGGUGAAGAGGCAUUGAGACAAUUGCCUGCAAUCUGUCCAUUGCUCGAAACAAUAAUCCUUCAUUUUCAGGUAAUAUCUGAUAUCAUCGUGACAAAAUUAGUUAACUCAUUGUUAAACUUGCAAGAAUUAGCUCUGUGCUAUUGUUUUGGUGAGAUAUCCAUGUCAAGCUUUGAAUUUCUCAUGCAAAAUCUAAGAAAGCUGAGGCUUGAAAGAGUAACCCCGUGGAUGACCAACGGUGAUUUGGUUAUUCUAACACAAAACUGCAGAAAUUUGGUUGAGCUUUCAUUGUUGGGAUGUCCUCUUCUUAACUCAGAUUCUCAACAGAUAAUUUCUCGAGGAUGGCCAGGUUUGGUCUCUAUUUAUUUAGAGGAAUGUGGAGAAAUAACAGCAAAUGGGGUCUCUGGUCUUCUUGACUGCAAAGCUCUUGAAGAUCUCCUGUUGCGUCAUAAUGGCCCUGGGCUACAAAGAAACUUAGUUUUUCAUGCUGCUUCAGAGAUGCCAUUGCUUCGAAAAUUGUCACUGGAUAUAUGUGAUGCAAGUGAAGGUGAUUUUGACAUUCCAAAUUAUGCAGAUAGACACUUCUUAAGCACCUUGAAGAUAGCAAGAUGCAAAUCUCAAAGAUGUGCAUUUAAUCUCCCAGACAUUGCCCCUAGGGGUCGUAGAAGAUCUGUGCACGUUGAAACGCUGGUGCUUGUGUGGAACAGCAGAGGUCUCAUCAGAACAGUGGUGAAGGAAAGGCUUUAGUAAAUGGUUGUCUGAGCUUUAAUAACAUAAUUGCGGGGAUCGCAUUACCCUCCUUUCAAGAUGAAUGGUUAGUUUUACUAGUCGUUCAGUUGCAGAAAGUUAAGAUGCCUAUAGUGAUUAGGAUGGUCUUCUUGCUGGUGCUAAAUAUUAAAAAUUCUAACUAUUUUGUAUUAAUUAUCUAUUCGGUUCUUUUCCCCCAAUCGGUCUGAUAAAACAAUACUGAGCUGCUUGAGAAGUAAGCAGUUGCUCUUUGUAUGAUGAUAAUCCCUGUUUAUGUUGCCUUUUUUUUAAUCUUUUGAGCAAAGUGUCUUUGUGUGUGUUUAGGAUUUAGAUAUCAGUUCAGUGCAAUGUGAACAAAGUUGAGAGGUAGGAAAAUGAGAGGGGUACACACCUUUUGUGGCCGCCUCAAUGGUGUGAGGAAAGUGUAAGGAACAAUGAUGCUUUUUCAUUGACACCAAUGUGAAGCUGAUGACUGAAUUGAUUA